AACAUCGUGAGUUAGAAGCCUGGGGGGAUUGCGGUGACCUUGCAGUGUUUGUAAACAGACACACGCUGGUACACGUUGAUGUCGGAAGAAACAUUAAAAAUAUUUACGACCAAAGUGAUCGACUAAAUCAAGAUAGAUACUUAUAUUAUUGAGGAAGUGGAAUAUCGGAUUAAAACGAAUAAUCAAAGAGUGAAGAGAAAGAGAGUAGUGAGUCGAGUGAGGAAGGAACAGAUAGAAAUUCGUUCGAGGAGGAACAUGGAAGUGGAGCCGAUGUGCAUAGUAGAAAACGAGACGGCGGGAUCUCGCGGUGAUCGGAAAGAGGGGGGCAAGAGGGGACGCAAGCCUGGAAGGAAAGCGUCCGACAAGGUGGACAUGAAAACCAAGCUCGAACGAAGUCGACAGAGUGCGAGGGAGUGCCGUGCUCGAAAAAAAUUGAGAUAUCAGUACCUGGAAGAACUUGUGGCUGACAGAGAAAAGGCUGUAUUAGCUCUAAGAAGGGAGCUCGAAAUGUAUCGUCAAUGGGGACACGAAUUGGAUCACGGACGUAUUCCCGAAGGGCUGCAUACCAUGCUGGAGCAAUUUGGAACUCUUAAGAAAGAGAAAAUCAACAGUUAAAUCAUCAUAGAUGACUAAAUUAUUUUCGAACGAA
This is a messenger RNA of Polistes canadensis, 649 nucleotides long. It is a transcript of the gene REPTOR-BP, whose product is annotated as cAMP-responsive element-binding protein-like 2. Gene Ontology annotation, cellular component: nucleus. Gene Ontology annotation, molecular function: DNA-binding transcription factor activity. The transcript is spliced from 4 exons. Gene Ontology annotation, biological process: regulation of DNA-templated transcription. Lineage: Eukaryota; Metazoa; Arthropoda; Insecta; Hymenoptera; Vespidae. The record is from RefSeq and is a predicted model, not a curated record. Bases 256 to 615 code for a protein of 119 amino acids.